GAACUAAGAGAAGGAAUCCCCGCGCCCCAUCAUGUGCACACUUUGAUGAUAUUUUUAGAAUCAUUAAUGCUACUUUUAGAAUCAAUCAUUUAAUAGUUUGUUUUUCUGCACGCUGCAAGUUUGUUUCUCAAGCUCCCAUACAUUCGGAGCUAGGACUACCUGUUGUCAGUCGUAAUGAAAAAGUACCUCUGGGUCACAAAUAAUUCUAUACAGAUUCAUUGUUAGCUUUUUGUUAGUUUUCGUAGCUUUCGUAGCAUGGGGUUUUUGUCUAUCUUUAGACAUAGCAUCAUUUUCAUUGCUGCUCUCCGGCUGUCGCAUUCUCGUGAUCACAAACCAUUGCUAUCACAAUAUCCACUAUUCAUCAGUAUACGCUUUCACUAAAAGAAAUGCGUAGAUCAAAGAAGACUUUGGCUAAAUUCUUGCUAUUCGGCAUCGUCUUUAUAUUACUUGCAAACGUACUACUGGUUGGUUGGAUUAAGACUUCAGGGUUUUGUGAAAGUGUCACGACAGAAGCUGCUAAAAAGUCAGGGUUUGGUGAAAGUGUCACGACAAAAGCUGUCAAAACGUCAGGUUUUGGUGAAAGUAACAUAACAAAAGCUGCUAAAACCCGAGCUUUCCUUGUGAUCGGUGUUCCGACAGUUAGGAGACCAAAAGCGGCCAGCUACCUCAGCCAAACGUUAAAAGAGUUAGUGGAAGGAUUGGAAGAACAUGAGAAAAGCGAAGUCCUUAUCUUAGUCUUCAUAACAGACUUCAAUACAACUGUUAUCCAAAGCAUACGGAAAGAAAUAUCCGAUUCAUUUGCGAACGAAAUGAAUUCUGGACUACUACGGGUGGUCACGGCGCCUCGGUCGUUUUACCCAAGCCUCGAGAACCUUCCGCGACUGUGGGGAGACUCGCCUGAGAGAGUAAAAUGGCGAUCAAAGCAGUGCUUAGAUUACGCAUUCCUAUUUGAAUAUUCCAAAGAUUUGGGUGAAUACUAUCUUCAGAUCGAAGACGAUAUCUCAACAAGUAAAGGAUACCUCAAGGCAAUUAAGAAUUUCAUAACAACCAAUGAGAAGAGAGCGUGGUCGGUAUUAGAGUUUGGUGCGCGAGGAUUCAUUGGUAUAAUGUAUCGAACCACUGAUAUUGGUCGAUUGUCAAUGUUUGUCAAAUCUUUCUUCUGGGUACUACCUAUUGAUAUAUUAAAUCGAUAUUUCAACGAUUUCCAUCUGCAUGGGAAUCCUGCUUGGGCAAGGUGUCGUCCCCCAAUCUUUCGUCAUGUGGGCACAUUUUCAUCUCUCGUUGGCCAAGUACGCCCGCUUGAAGACAUUAAAACUACCGAUCGGAUAUACAAAGACAGUCACAAUCCUCAUGCUGAAGUCAAUACAUCAAUAAUAAGCUAUAACAGACACAAUAUCACAGCUGCGUAUGACACUACUUUCCAUGGGAUGUUCUGGGGUAAAAAUAUCAAGAUAGGAGACUACAUUUUAGUGCAUUUUUAUACUCCAGCACGUGUUUCUAGGCUAAUUGUCGAAUCUGUUGUUGUGGUUGUUGCAUGUUCCAGCGAGGGCGGACUUGUGGCAUCUGUGGUCCAAAGAAUGAACCCUGACCCUUUAAAGUAAAAUAAUUGUUUAUUUCUACGCACAUUGCAUUAUA
Molecule: messenger RNA, 1635 nt
Organism: Actinia tenebrosa (Australian red waratah sea anemone)
Lineage: Eukaryota; Metazoa; Cnidaria; Anthozoa; Actiniaria; Actiniidae
Product: alpha-1,6-mannosyl-glycoprotein 4-beta-N-acetylglucosaminyltransferase
Biological process (GO): protein N-linked glycosylation
Molecular function (GO): acetylglucosaminyltransferase activity
Source: RefSeq, a predicted model, not a curated record